Messenger RNA from Patiria miniata (bat star), 1612 nucleotides. RefSeq names its product histone H1-gamma, late-like. NCBI's taxonomy places the organism in Eukaryota, Metazoa, Echinodermata, Asteroidea, Valvatida, Asterinidae. Gene Ontology annotation, cellular component: nucleosome. Gene Ontology annotation, biological process: nucleosome assembly. Gene Ontology annotation, molecular function: DNA binding. Bases 176 to 991 code for a protein of 271 amino acids. The record is from RefSeq and is a predicted model, not a curated record. The transcript has a single exon.
UGACGUCAGCUUUCAAAUUCUUCUGACUGCCGUGCGGUGAGCUGCUGAACAACGAGCGUGUGCAGAUUCGCCUUUGUCUUGCUGACUGCUUUGAACAAUUGUUGUAAGUGUACAGCUGGAUCGUACAGAAACCUAGUUCUUACACUAUUAAGAGUUGAACAUUAUCAGUGAAGCAAUGGCGGACUCUACCGUGACUGAGAGCAUGAACGGGAAAGCUGAAGGCACUGAAGCUCCCAAGAAAGCCCGGUCGGCCCGGCCCAGCACUCUCGACAAAGUAGUGGAGGCCCUACAAGCCUGUAACGACAACCCCCGUAAAGGCACCAGUGUGAAAGCCAUCAAGACCUGGAUCGACGCUAACUACCCUGACAGCACGGCCACGCAUAAGACCCUCCUUAGGAAGGCCCUGGAGACGGGCAUGGCUCGGCAGCUCAUCGAGAGACCCAAGAAAGACAAUGCAAGCAAGGGUGUGCUCAUGGGGUUUUACAGACCGACCAAGCCCAAACCGGCCCCCAAGGCCGUCAAGAAAGCAAACCCCAAAGCAAAACUGUUGAAGAAAGCCAAGGCUGAUGCUGUUGCCAAUGCGGAGCGUCGUAGCCGCUCGGCAACACCGAAGGGAAAGAAGUCCAAGCCCGUACCCCGGGCCCGUGCGCGGUCCGUCAGCGCCACUCCGCGGGUCAGCAAAUCCAAGAAAAUCCGGAGCCGGUUGAGUAAGUCGCAUUCCCCGCUCCGCACACCCAAGCUGAUCAAGCCCAAAGCCAAAGCAACAGCAGCUGGACGCAAGAAGACAGCAACUUCACCAGCCUUGGCUAAAACCAAGACGGCGGCCAAAACGAAGAAAUCCCCAGCCAAGAAAGCGGCCAAGAAGUCACCAGCGGCCAAGGCGGCGUCCCCGGGGAAAACCACGGCCAAGAAAACCACCAAAGCCGCUAAGCCAGCGGCCAAAGCCGCCGGGAAGACCACGACAAAAGACGGUGGGAAAAAGAAGAAAUGAACAGAAAUGAACAUUUGUUUUAAAUACUUUUAUUCUUAAAUUUCUAGGUGUAUUUUUAUACGAGAUAAUAUUUGCAGAGGUUUGGAUGUACAUGCACAAGGGCAGUCUAUACAUUUAUUCUAAUUUCUUUUCAAGAUUAAUAACUUCAUGGUUGUUUUUAUUGGAUGGUACAAAGCUCGGCAGCAAUUCGAACCAGUAUAAAUAAAUUAUUGUGCACACUAAAUGUUCCUCUUUCAAACAUUAUAAAACUCGUCCAUGGAUAUGACAAAAAAUUGACUUUUUUGUUUGUUUUGAAGAACUUUACCGUUUAUUUUGCCCUCUAUUUUUUUUGUCAAGUUUACUGUAUUUUGUUUUGCAAAGUUGAGUGUAAAUUAAAGUAAUCUAAUAAUAACAAUGUCGAUCUUUUGUACGUUCUUUAUAAUUGGUGUCCAGUUAUAGGUUUUUGCCUUAAGUCAGACGAGACCUGCAAUAUCACGGAGAUUCUAUUUUUUUUUCUCCAGGGUAUCCUGCGAAUAUAGUUUAAAAAUGUUCAAGAGAGUCUUUCUGAAUACCCAAGUUCCCUGAAAAUAAGUAGGCUUACAUGUACAGUUGUAUACAGUUUGGUUCGAGAGAUAGCAAAGU